AUACAGGUACUAGAGGCACUGAAGCUGAUGAGAUUGACAGAGAAAGAAUAGAAAAAUGGCUCGAAGAAGGUGAAGUUGAGCUAAAAGUCACUCGUAUCAAUAUGCAUGGUGCACCUGGAGCUGGUAAAACAUGCUCGCAACAUCUCCUACUUAAUGAGCCACCACCUGCACCUCGUGACAAACUCACUGAUAGUACACCAAUAGCCUGUGCUGCUGUUCAAGCAACAAGAAUAUCCAUUGAUGAUAAAAAUAAAAAGUGGGAGAGGGUUGAAUUGGAAGAUUUAGUUAGCCAGCUAGCAUCUACACAAGUUGAUAAAGCACCAGAUGACGUACUUGAAGCUCAAUCAGAUGAACCAUCUGUGAAAGUGCCAGUAGUAAAUCAGCCUAACAACAAUGAAUUGCCUGCAAAUGAACCAACAGAGAAUAAAUCAGACAGGAUUAAGCCACAUGAGAAUAAACCAAACAAGAAACCAAUUGAAAAUACAACAACAGAUCUAGAGAACAAAUUAACCAAAAAGAAACCAAAUAAAAAGUUACCAAGCAAUACAGAAGUAGUUAAAAGAAUUUUACAUGCUUUUAUAACUGGAAAGUCUAAAAAGUUAAGCACAAAUUGGGUUUAUUUUAUUGAUUCCGGUGGUCAACCAACAUAUCGAGAGUUGCUACCUCUUUUUACCAGAGCAGCUGCACUGAAUAUCAUCACCAUUGAUCUUACCAAAGAUCUAGAUGAAAAGUGCAAAUUUCAAUAUCGUAUUAGUCAAAAUACGUUUCCUAUUGAGACGAAGCUAGAGUAUUCUAAUCGUGGCAUUAUUCAAUCAACAAUUAGCUCUGAAGCAAUGUUGAAUCUUGUCAAAUUUCCUUAUGUGUCUGACAUGCCUAGGCACUCUCGUUAUCUUAUUCUUGGUACACGUAAAGAGUUGGUAACUGAGGAAAAGCUAAAAAAAAUGAAUGAAGAUCUGAUAGAAUAUAUUGCUAAUAGAAAAGUUAUUCCUUAUAAUAAGCGUCAAGGCUCGAUUAUAUUUCCAGUUAAUACCAUGCUCCCUGCUGACUCUGAAGAAAGAGAAAAGGCUAGUGUAGACCUUUGUACUACGAUUUCAAAUUUUGGAGUUGCCAUGACCAUUCAGUUACCGAUUCGACUGUUUACUUUUGAGAUUUCACUGCAGAUAGAAGCUAAGAAGAAGGAACGGAGCUUCCUUACAAAAGAAGAGGUAAUUGAGAUUG
Molecule: messenger RNA, 1218 nt
Organism: Amphimedon queenslandica
Lineage: Eukaryota; Metazoa; Porifera; Demospongiae; Haplosclerida; Niphatidae
Exons: 2
Source: RefSeq, a predicted model, not a curated record